UUGGUUUAAUUUCGACAACGUCAUCUGGCAACGCAGUGUUCUUCUAGCUCUACUCCAAUCGCCUUGGUUGUGUUGCUGCCGGCAACUGUUCAUUUAUUUGUUGUCGCUGUCUCCAUCAAUGAACGAGGAUACAGUGUCGAUAAUUGUCACAGUUCUCAACGGUGAAAAGUGGAUUGAUAGUUGCUUUCGGUCGAUACUGCAGCAAUGCACAGCUGUGCGCUUGCAAAAACAACAACUGCAACCAAAACAAAUGCACCGAGAACAGCAUAACAAUGUGGAUGGUAAUGAGUUGCUGGCAUAUGUGGCGUCCACUACGGCAAAGGAGGAAGUGGAACAGAAACAAAAGUUUCAAAUUGAGGUUUGUGUCUUUGAUGAUUGCAGCAAAGAUGGCACAGCGGAUAUGUUGAAACUUUGGCAACACAAAUUUAAUAACUACCGGAUACCAAUGCAUAUUGUGCAAAAUGAAAGCGGAAAUUCUAAAGGAGUGGGGUAUGGACGCAAUCGCGCUAUAGAAGCUGCUAGCGGCUUCUAUUUGUGCUUUCAAGAUAUAGACGAUGAAAUGCUGCCAACGCGUAUACAGCAGCAAUACGCGCUAGCGCGCUAUAACCAAGAUGCUCUUAUUGGUUGCAAGUUCGUGCGCGCGCCUGCCAAUUCAACGUGUCGCUUCGCACGCUGGGCAAACGAAUUAGACGACUUAAAAUUGACGCUACAAAUUUACACUGCUAAUGGCCCCACAGUCAUCAUGCCAACAUGGCUAUGCCAUCGGCAGGUCUACGAACGCAUACCUCAGGGUUUUUGUGAACACGGCUAUGGCACACCAGAAGAUCUCAUUUUUUUCUAUGCUCACCUUGACCGCGGCGGACGCGUAAUGCGCGUCAACGACUGCUUGCUACUCUAUCGUUAUCAUCCCGCGGCUACGACGUUCUCAAUUGUAGCGGACACGAUUUGGCAACUGCGCAUGCAACAUUUGCUGAUGCAUGUGCUGUGUCGCGAGCCGUGGCGCAGUGGUUUCACAAUUUGGAAUGCUGGAAAGCGGGGACGUAAAUUUUUUCGCGACUUGCCGCAAGCGGAAAAAUGCAAAGUGCGUGCCUUUUGCGAUGUGGAUGAGAAAAAAAUUAAUAAAUCAUACAAUCAUUACGAUGAGGCAGCGCAUCGCUUCACAUACUUAGUGCCCAUUGUGCAUUUCAAGCACGCGCGACCACCACUGCUUAUUUGCAUGAAAUUAGAUCUCACCAAUGGUGCUUUCGAAGAGAAUCUAAAUAGUUUAAAUUUAAGCGAAGGAAGGGACUACGUAUUAUUUACGUAAGUUAGGCGAAGCAAAGGGAGCAUGGAGCAUUACUUUACACAAUAUUGAUUAUAUGUAUUUUGCUGUAUUAACAUUGUGAGUUACCCAACCUUAUGCAAUUGUGAUAAUGUACA
Molecule: messenger RNA, 1419 nt
Organism: Anastrepha obliqua
Lineage: Eukaryota; Metazoa; Arthropoda; Insecta; Diptera; Tephritidae
Product: UDP-GlcNAc:betaGal beta-1,3-N-acetylglucosaminyltransferase-like protein 1
Exons: 5
Coding region: 119-1306 (395 amino acids)
Source: RefSeq, a predicted model, not a curated record